AUGGUUGUGUUUGUUUUCUUUGCUAUCCCAUUUCCCAAAGUAUUAGUUGUUAACGGAGCAAUUCCGGCAUUGUUUGCAUUUGGUGACUCAAUUCUUGAUACGGGAAAUAAUAACAAUAUCCUAGCAAUAACUAAGUGCAAUUUUCCUCCGUACGGAAGGGAUUUCCCAGGAGGAAUACCUACGGGAAGAUGUUGUAAUGGAAAAAUUCCUACAGAUUUAAUAGCAUCGGCUUUGGGAAUAAAAGAAACAGUGCCAGCAUAUCUGAGUGGUAACUUGAGUCCUCAAGACCUCGUCACCGGGGUAUGCUUUGCUUCUGCUGGUUCCGGCAUUGAUGAUGCCACUUCUAGGUUACAGCAGGGAGUUGUAUCACUGCCAAGCCAACUGAGAUUGUUCCAAGAAUACAUAGGAAAGCUUACAGCACUGGUUGGACAACAAAGAGCAGCUGACAUCAUAUCCAAAAGCGUAUUCCUCGUCUCAGCCGGCAACAAUGACAUUGCCAUUACCUAUUCUUUUCUAUUAGCCCCAACAUUGCAGCCUUUUCCUUUAUAUUCCACUCGUUUAGUUACCACCACUUCUAAUUUUUUCAAGAGUCUUUAUGAACUUGGAGCACGACGAGUGUGGGUAUUAAGUACAUUGCCACUUGGAUGCUUGCCUGGAGGUAGAACUGUGGCAGGGGGACCAUUAAGGAUUUGUGCACCCUUUGCGAAUCAAUUUGCACAGACAUUCAAUGGCCAAUUAUCAUCAGCAGUUGAUUCUAUGAGAGUCACCCUUCCCAAUUAUGACAUUAGGUUCAUCGAUGUCUACACUCCUCUCUUUAAUCUCAUAAAUAAUCCUCAGCCAGAAGGGUUUGUAGAUGUCUCGGAAGGGUGUUGUGGGACUGCGCCAUUUGGAGUUUCAGGAAUAUGUACCCUUCUCAGUUUGUGCCCGAAUCCUUCUUCAUAUGUUUUCUGGGAUUCUGCUCAUCCAACUGAGAGAGCUUAUCGGUUUGUUGUGUCUUCUAUAUUACAACAACACACAAACAAUGUUUCAAACUCUUUUGCUUUUGCUCCAGUUAAUUCUUCCCUCUCAAAUUAA
Glycine soja is the source of this 1074-nucleotide messenger RNA. RefSeq names its product GDSL esterase/lipase At1g23500-like. The record is from RefSeq and is a predicted model, not a curated record. Lineage: Eukaryota; Viridiplantae; Streptophyta; Magnoliopsida; Fabales; Fabaceae. Gene Ontology annotation, molecular function: lipase activity. Gene Ontology annotation, biological process: lipid metabolic process. Gene Ontology annotation, cellular component: extracellular region. The coding region runs from base 1 to 1074 and encodes 357 amino acids. The transcript has 5 exons.